Molecule: messenger RNA, 517 nt
Organism: Cylicocyclus nassatus
Lineage: Eukaryota; Metazoa; Nematoda; Chromadorea; Rhabditida; Strongylidae
Source: the annotation of a GenBank genome assembly
UAACUAUACAGUCGUUAUAAAUACAACGCACCCAUUAGCUUCAACAAGUCUAGAAUUUUCCUUGGACUUGAUUUUCCACAGCUUUUUCUUCUACUAUGAAAGCUAUUCUACUUUUUGCGCUUGUUCUCUGCGUUGCUUCGGCGUAUGUGGCGCGGGUCGCAGAUGACGUAAACGACAAAUCUCCUUUUUGCGAGGUUUGCCUAGAUCUGGUCAAAGAGAUGAAAGAUGCCCUAAAACAGGGUAAACAACUGAAGGAGAUUGCUCAUAAAUUCUGCAGCGAAAAAAUGCCAGAUCAUCUCAAAGCGGUAUGCCACAUAGAGGUGGAUAUAUACUGGAAGAAAAUCAUGGAAAUGAUAGAGAAAAACGUUGAUGCCGAAAAGAUCUGCCAGACGUUCCAUCUUUGCUAGUCAAAUCUAGCCACCCUUCAACCUGUCUCAAAAUCUUCAUAACCGCGAUGUGUAAAUAUUGUUCAUAUAAUUAAUCUUGUACAUGUCUAAUAAAUAUUUAGCAGGUCUCA